This is a messenger RNA of Gambusia affinis (western mosquitofish), 3565 nucleotides long. It is a transcript of the gene gpcpd1, whose product is annotated as glycerophosphocholine phosphodiesterase 1. Lineage: Eukaryota; Metazoa; Chordata; Actinopteri; Cyprinodontiformes; Poeciliidae. The transcript has 20 exons. Gene Ontology annotation, biological process: glycerophospholipid catabolic process. The record is from RefSeq and is a predicted model, not a curated record. The coding region runs from base 582 to 2609 and encodes 675 amino acids. Gene Ontology annotation, molecular function: starch binding; glycerophosphocholine phosphodiesterase activity.
GGGCGUACCCCUCGUUUCCACCGGGAUAAUUUCCUUCCUCUCUAGAAAAAAAAGUCUUCAAUGGGCUUUUAAAUUACUUUAAAAUGUUUAAAGGCCAUCUUCAUAAACACAACGUUCAUGUAGUGCAGAAACACUUUUGUGAACAUUUGGCCAGAUUUUAAGCUGAAAUUCAUUCACCGGAAGUUCGUUGUUCGAUUCGGCUCAAUUGUUGAACGUAAUAGGUGAUUUUUUUAUUACAAGUUCCUCGAAGACGUUGCGGUUCGUCUCUCUUCUUCGUCCCAGUGCCGGGGAUAAAUGUGGGGGAUGCAAGGUUUUGAUUAAGCGUUAUCAUUUCCGGGGCUCAAAUCUGCUCUCAGAACAUCUUUAUUUGUUUUCGGUUAAAGCCGUCUUGAAUUGAAGGAUGAUGAACUGAACGGCGAUGGCAGUGGUUGGGGCAGCUGAUCCAGACCGAUGCUACUCUGCUGGAUAGUGGAACCGAGGUUUUGCUGUGAAUCCCUCAACAGUGCCAAGAACCGGGCCGGAGCUUUAGGAAUUGAGAAGCUUAUUUGCAUCGUCAUUGUCUGUGUUUGCCUGUUUAAACAAUGGAGAUCAGCCAGGUGAACUUAACUAUCAGGGGAGAGACCACUCCGGGUGAGGUGAUUGCUGUUGUCGGCAGCUGUGAGGCUCUGGGAAACUGGAGCUACCAGAAAGCUGUGACCCUACAUCCUCUUGGUGACGAAAGGCACACAUGGGCAGUGACCAUCUCUGUACCCCGGGGGGUCGUCUCCACGUAUCGCUAUUUUAAGGGCUUCUUCCUGGAAUCAAAGAGUGCGGGUGGCCCAUGUCAAGUGAUAGUCAAUAUGUGGGAGACCCAUCAUCAGCCUCGCACGAUGAGCCCCACAGUUGCACAGCAGAACAUUGACGAUGGGGAAUUUGGAUUUCACAAUGGGGUGAAAUGCGUUGACUCAGGAUGGCUGACAUGCCAGACGGACAUUCGACUCCGCUUGCACUAUUCCAAGAGGCCUCCGGUCUCCAUCACCAAGAAGAAAUUCAAGAAGUCGCGCUUCAGGAUCAAACUUACGUUAGAGGGCGUUGAAGAAGAAGAGGAGGAAGAAGAGGAAGAACAGGAACUCAGCCCUUCCUCUUGGCACAAGAUGACCACAACUCUGGAAAUCAGUUUAAUCACUGCCAACGACUACAAGUCGCGCCACUCUCAGCCAGAGUGCGGCUACGCCCUGGAGCCCUCUCGGUGGACCGAGUACAGCAUCCACACCAUGGACCCGGACAACCUGGAGCUCACUUUUGAGUUUUUUGAGGAGGAUCUGGGCGAGCACGUGGUCCAGGGAGACAUCCACCCCGGACAUGUCGGGACAGCCUGCCUCCUGUCUUCCUCGUUCUUGGAGAACGGCAAUGACACAGGCGUAGUCACGCUUCCCAUCAUGGGCCGAAACGCCAGGCAGACGAUCGGGAAAGUCAGAGUGGAUUACCUGGUGAUCCGCCCUAUCAAGAAGCUGCAGUGCGACAUGAGGUCCUCGUACACAAAGCACUGGAAGAAAACAAGAACGGUGGACGUGGGUCACAGAGGAGCCGGAAGCACGCUCGCUGCCAAAUACCACAAAGUCCGGGAAAACACAAUUGCUUCUUUCAAAAGUGCUGCCAAGCAUGGUGCAGCUUUCGUGGAGUUUGACGUUCAUCUCUCCAAGGAUUCCGUGCCCGUCGUGUACCACGAUCUAACAUGUUGCAUCUCCACCAAGAAGAAAAAUGACCAGGCUCUGGAGCUCAUUGAGGUCCCUGUCAAAGACCUGACAUUUGAUCAGCUGCAGCUAUUGAAGCUGGCUCAUGUCGCUGCAUUGGCAGGAAGUGACCACAAAGAUCUCCUGGAGGAUGAGGAUGAAGUCGAUGAACAUCAGCCGUUCCCCUCAUUAUCACAGAUUUUCCAAGCUGUUCCGGAAAGUGUUGGUUUUAACAUUGAACUGAAAUGGAUCAGCCAGAUGAAAGACGGAACGUGGGACGGGAACUUGUCCUCGUAUUUCAACAUGAAUACCUUCCUGGACAUUAUCCUCACCUGUGUUCUGCAGAAGGCUGGGAAUAGGCGGAUCAUCUUCUCGUGUUUCGACCCAGAUGUCUGCACAAUGGUGCGACUCAAGCAGAACAAGUACCCCAUCCUUUUCCUGACUCAGGGCAUUUCAGAAAAGUAUCCCGAGCUGAUGGACGUGCGCUGUCAAACAACGCAGAUCGCCAUCAGCUUCGCUCAGAGCGAGAACAUUCUGGGAAUCAGCGCUCACACCGAGGAGCUGCUGAAGCACCUCAACUACAUCGGCGAGGCCCGGUCCAAAGGCCUGGUGGUGUUCAGCUGGGGAGACGACAACAACGAGCACGAAAACAGAAGGAAGCUGAGAGAGCAGGGAAUCGACGGGCUCAUUUAUGACAGUAUCUGUGAUGCUCAAGGAGAGCAGCCAAACAUCUUCCAGGUAGAAGAGCAGCACUCCCUGCAAGAGGUCAUCACAGAGGAGACCCUAAAGAACUCUGCCUGUUCCUGUUACUCCAUCCCCUGCGCCGCCGUGCCGUGCGUCGCCCCCAAGAUCCACCACGGGAGUGUGGAGUCCGACUCCGGGCUCAGCUCCUCGUAGAAACCCGACUGUGUCGACGUUUCACCGCAUCGUUUUUGCACACGUCUGUUGAGAAAUGAUCAAAAUGAUAUAAAUGAACCUUAGCAUUAGCUCAAAAAAAAAAAAACAAAAGCCAAAAAAAAAAAUCACGUUCCCACGUUGGGAAAUGUAGCCAAAAAACGUCAACAGUCCAUGCAGGUGUACAGGUUUCUGGUGGAUCUAUGAGACUUUGCAUGCUGACAGAUUUUCUUUUUUUGUUAUUUACGUGCAGGGAGCCAUCAUCCUUUGAGCAAUGGAAUGAAAAAAAUGUGACAAUGUGUUUUUAGAAAUCAGUGGAGUCGCGGGUCGCAUUAGCAUUCUGCAAACAGUGCUGGUUGCCAAUAUUUAAUACCCAUUCUUUUUACUUCUAGUGGAGCAACUUGAUGCACUUUAAAAAACCACCGUAGGAAUAAUUAAAUUCCUCUUAAGAAAGUGUGAUUGAAAGCACUUGUUCCACCUUUUUUUACUGGCUAUGAGCUUUUGUUGACUUUAGUUAUUAUCGGCUAUUAGUCUGCAUUGCACACUGUACGUACUGUAUGAUUUCACUUCACAUUUACUUCAGGUAAGCAGAUGAAUGUUUUGCGACAGUGCACAUGUAAACCAGAGCCUUAUGGGGGAUUUUUUUGGUUGCUUUUGUGCUUUGUUUUAGCAUGAGCAAUCUGUCACUUUGUCAUUUCAAAUAGACUUGUAAAAAGAAAAGUUUGCAUCGUCAUUUCCACCUCCUGGUGAAUCUGUUUCACCUCUGCAGCGACAUUCUCUGGUUGGGCUUACACAGCUUUGUAAUAUGUUUUUGUACAGCAGCCGUCUUAUCCACCCCCCAUCUCUGAUCUACAGUGUGAAGACUGCCACAGGCUUUUCUUGAAUGUGUAUGGAUGAAUAACUGAGCCAUGUGUACAAUACUAACACAUGGAAUGUAAAUAAACUCGCACAUUUCCUCA